GUCCAAGCCCUAGGCAGUGCCACCCUUACUCAGCCCAGCCCUGAAGACAGAAUGAGAGGGGCUUCCUAUCUCCAGAUCCUGCUCCUUCUGGUGCUGGGAGCUGCUGGGACUCAGGGAAGGAAGUCUGCAACCUGCGGGCAGCCCCGCGUGUCCAGUCGGAUCGUAGGGGGCCGGGAUGCACGGGACGGAGAGUGGCCAUGGCAGGCGAGCAUCCAGCAUCGUGGGGCACACGUGUGCGGGAGGUCGCUCAUCGCCCCCCAGUGGGUGCUGACAGCAGCGCACUGCUUCCCCAGGAGAGCACUACCAGUUGAGUACUGCGUGCGCCUGGGGGCGCUGCACCUGGGCCCCACCUCGCCCUGCACGCUCUCGGUGCCCUUGCGACGGGUGCUGCUACUCCCGGACUACUCCGAGGACGGGCCCAAGGAGUUCGCCCUGGCCACCCCUAAGCCCAACAGCAGCCCCCAGGGCUCCUCACAGGUCAUAAGCCCCUCUGAGUCGCGACAGUCCUCGCAUCCAGGUCGGGGCAGGGAGCGGGGGCGACUGUCCCCAACACGGCGGCCAGAAAGCCCAAAAUGCGGAGCUUGCCCAAGAUGGCGGUCACGACUAUCCCGCGACAACGCGGCCCCGGGCUCGCUGUGCCCGAGCCUGGAGCCUGCCGAACCGCACUAA
This is a messenger RNA of Mandrillus leucophaeus (drill), 669 nucleotides long. Its product is annotated as serine protease 33-like. Bases 52 to 669 code for a protein of 205 amino acids. The transcript is spliced from 5 exons. The record is from RefSeq and is a predicted model, not a curated record. Lineage: Eukaryota; Metazoa; Chordata; Mammalia; Primates; Cercopithecidae. Gene Ontology annotation, molecular function: serine-type endopeptidase activity. Gene Ontology annotation, biological process: proteolysis.